This is a messenger RNA of Papilio xuthus (Asian swallowtail), 4399 nucleotides long. RefSeq lists its product as uncharacterized. The transcript has 11 exons. The coding region runs from base 396 to 2807 and encodes 803 amino acids. The record is from RefSeq and is a predicted model, not a curated record. NCBI's taxonomy places the organism in Eukaryota, Metazoa, Arthropoda, Insecta, Lepidoptera, Papilionidae.
UACUCAAACUACGUAUGGAUAUUAUCUGUUGAAAAUUGUGUUAUUUAUUUAGAUUUUGACUUUUGCAAAACUAGAAUUCAAUGAGCAGGUGCACAAGGAUAACUUCUUAAUUUACAAAUAGUAAUUCUGUUAUAACUAGAUUCGAAAAUGGAUUAAGAACGAGUGAUUGCAAACUUGCUAUCUUAAUGACAGAAAUGUAAGGAGGAGGUUUCAUUUCAGUUUUCUUUCGAUAUAGCAGUGGUGUAUACCAGUGCCCUACAUUCUUGUACUUUAGCUCAAAUGGAAGAAAGUUGUGUUCUCGUAUCGUUCCUUUUCAAAGGCGUGACUUAAUAUUUCAUUUGUAAUGGAAUGUGUUCCGCCUUUAUGCCGGAUUUACAUUAAUUAAAACACUUGUUAUGUAUACUAUAGUUGAGAUUGUACUAAGCGUGGGAGUGAUAAUCACUCUCAUCACCGCACUUUCAGCAUGCGUUUGUGGAUGCAAGAACUCCAAUCAGAAAAGUGAGUUGGUUGGCACAGCGGGUGUGGUCAAAAUCCACAUAGAUGAGGAGGUACCAUCUCCAACGCCAACCACUCCGGCUUCCGUCAAGCGAGCAUCGACACAGAACUCUCAGCGCAGCUUGCCGGAGAUCCCACACCCUGUGGGCAGGCACGACAGUGGAGAUACGGCCUCCGAAAUAUACGCUACUGUUAAUUUAGAUGAAGGAAAUAAGCCCGCACCGACAGCAUCCACUAGCAGAGACCAUCCCUACGAACAUGCGUACGCUAAACUGCAGAAUGAGAAUCACAAUAUCACGUUGGAUAUUACGCCCGAUCAAGAGUCCCAAAGAGAUAUACAGAUUGAAGAGCGCGAAGCGACGCAACCUGGUCCAGAAGCUGUGGUGAUAUCGGCGUCGGUGGCUAUCAGCGGUCAGCUGCCGUCAAGUCAGGAGCUGCCGUACAUCACUCCGCCCUCCCCGCGCCCGCGCCCUCUACCCCUCACUGACAACACCCAGCACUUCAGCGGGGACUCCACGGACUCGGCUAAGGGGUACACGAGCAUCUCAGUGCGGGAGCCGCUCAGCAACAUCAGGGCGCAGGGCGUGAAGCCCUCCGCGCAGCCGCACUACGCCACCGUGUCUGAUGACUCCGACGAGAUGUACGCGGCGAUAGAGGAGGCGAGUGUGGGCGAGGGCGAGGGCUCGGACACGUACGCACAGAUCGCGCCCGAGCCGCGCCGCCGCGACCUCGCCCCUGUAAUGCCUUUUGUUUACAGAAGGAGUGCCCCUCCGGAAAUCGGUGCCUCAACAUCACAUGCGACGCAUUCUAGACAAGCAUCAUCGUCGUCGUGUUCGAACUCUACGGGCGCGCUCGGUUCGCCCAAGCCGGAGAAGCGCGUCGCUAACUCUCCCCUGCCUCCGCCCCCGCUAGCCACACACGCUACACACGCAGCACACGGCACACAUGGAGCGCACAGCACACACUCAGCACACGGCACGCACAACACACACGCCCCGCUGACACAGUCGCAGCGACACCAUCGCAUAUCUAGUACAGGUGACCUUCACUUCAAUCACGACAAGCUUCGACGGAGCCUCAACGAGAAACAUCAGCGAAACAACAGCUGCGUCAGCUCCUCGGACUUCUACGGCUGCAACUACCCCGUGGAAAAGCACAGGUUCAGCUCCGGCGAUAUCGUGCGGCCCCUCGUCGCCAGGGAGCUCGAUAUAGACAUCGACCACCAGCCGCCGCCGGGAGCCACUGACAACCUCUACAAUUCCAUCGACGGCCCCGCACCCAGCGACUACUCCUCCGCAGACGCCAACCUCAGCAUCAACUCCGACCACCGCGUCACCGAGAGCCCCUCGCGCAACCUCGACGAUAUGUACGCUAAGGUCAUGAAGAAAGGAAAGGCGAAACCCGACGAAGCAACAAAGAAACAGAACGAAUUCUCACACGAACCCGAAGCCACCACCCUCAAAUUCCGCGGCGACGACCCGGGGUACGAAACCAUAGACCGUAAGAAAUCCACCAACCACGGCUACGAAACUAUCGCACACAAGGAGCGCACAAACUCGCAGAGCCAGGACCCCGGCUAUGAGACUGUGAAAGAUGUCAACAAAACCCUUUCGACCUUCACCAACAAUAAUCUGCUGAAGUUGAAUCAUUUGAACGACAGCGGACCCAAUAGCAUUAUAAGCAGCGAUCCCGGCUACGAGCAUAUUACGAAGCCGGACAACAGUGCCUCCGAUUCUGACCCUAACUAUGAGGUGCUGAGGAACCAGCCGCCCACCCCGCCCUACGCUACCAUCGCACCUGACUACAAGGUGCAGCCCACCUACUCUACCGUCAACAAGCGAACCGGAAAGUACAAUAACUGGCCGGCGAAUAACAACGACGAAGGAGCGCAAGAACCCAACUACGAGUCCAUGUCGAACGAUCCAUUCUACACGACCGGCAGUGAGUCAGACCCCAACUACGAAUCUGUACGACCGAAAGAUCCAAACUAUGAAAGUGUUAACGCGCAGGAUCCGAACUACGAAUCUUUGCGUUGUAAAGACCCAAAAUAUGAGUCGGUGCGUUCUAAAGAUUCCAAGUAUGACUCGGUGAGAUCCAAAAAGGAUCCAAACUACGAAAGUGUAAAGUAUUUUGAAUUGUCGCAGAAAGAACCGCCAUAUGAGAAAGUGAACAAUGAGGCUGCUAUGAAUUCCGUGGAGAGAUCAGACUCGGCAGCCGGAUAUGAGAAGAUCAACGUGCCCGCGAACAGGGACCCCAAAAGCAGUAUUAACAGCGGUGCCGAGGGCAUCGUCAGCGACUACUUCCAAGUUUAAGUCCUGGUACAUUAUUUCAGUUUUAUAAUUUAUGAAAAAGUAGUCAAUUUAAUUUAUGAUAUUAUUUUGUAAGAUAUCUGAAAAGUUGGUGGUCGGAGGUUACAUUUAUUGAUUGCUCGGACUGUAUAUAAGUCAUUAAUUCAACUUUACAUAAAGGACUUAUUUAUUUUCUAUAAAAAUUAGCGAAUUUUGAGAUUUAUUAUAAAAUUGAAUUGAAAUACUGCGAAGUAUUAACCCGUUUUUGUAGUGACUUAACUAAUAACUUCGACCACCCCGACUUAGAGCUUAUUUUACAUUUAGUAAGACCCCGCGCCCGGCACAUUAAGAUUGCGUGCUUAAUUUAUUUAUUUUAUCAACUAAAUUUUCGUUAAAUAAUACCAAAGAGAAAGAUGUGUAUCUUUCUCUGGUAUCUGUGAUAUAAAUAUUAAACAGACCUUAUUUUUAUAAAUAUAAGUUUAUUUUUUAGUGUGAGCAUUAUAAAUAUUUGUGAAAUUUUAUUUUCGCGUUUGUAAUUAACUUAUUUGUUAUUUGUAAUCACCAUUUAUGACGUGUACUUUAUUUAUGUCACUCUUUUAACCUUAUUUUACUGGUUGUAUGAACUUUACGUGUAUAUAAUCUUGUAACGUAGAUGUACAAUAUAAACAUAGCGGAACAUAUUUUUAAUGAUAUUAUACCGAAAUAUACCGCAGGGACACUGACACAUAAUUCUAAGAAUUAUUUGUGUUCAUAUUAUAAUUACAAGGCGUUAUAAAAUACAGAUAUACACUAGGAGUUCUUUUUUCUUCUACUCUACAAAAAAUUAGUAAUACAAGUCUGACAUCAACCUGUAUUCGACUCAUUUGUGCCUAAUAUCUGUUUUUUUGAUAACAUAUGGAAAAAUAAGUUUGAGUUUUCAUUCCUUUUGCAUUUAAUUUUUAAGUUUGUAAUUUCAAUGUGUAUUUAUUAACGUCUAUGUAACUCUUAAACACUUGAAACUAGUUUUUUAAAUAUAAGACUGCAUGGUGUUCCCUAAUGAGAAUAAGAUUUAUCUGGGCAUAUUUGAGCUUUUAUUAAUUGUCACUUUAUCAAUAAGAUUAUCAUAAUCUAAGGCUACUUUAUUGUUGCUUUUUGAUAUGUUAUUUGUUAUGUAAUUGCUUAAGCGUUAUUUUUGGCCGGAUUUCGAAAAGAUUGCUAUAUCGCCAUGUUUUGUGACUGUCAGUUACUAUUUAAUUGGCCUUGAAAUGUUUACAAUCAGUAUUUACUUUGGAUUUAUUUAUUUAUUAUCAACUUUUACAAUGUACUAAUCGCUACGGGCACACGUUUAACUUUACAUAUAAUUCUUAUUUUAAUAAACACCUAGAGACAAUUGUUUUCAAUACAAUAUAAUGCAAAAUACAAUUUUUUUAAAUAUAGAAAUUUCCGUAUAUAAAAGUGAUUGUAUUAUACUAAGAUCGCUUUAAUUACGUUGUUCGUAUCAAAUGAAUAUCUAAUACAAUAACUGCUACAUUCAUAAAAGGACUGAAAUUUCCAUUACAAUAUGGCACUGCACAAAUAUAAGUCGCAAUAUUUGUUUAUAUGUGCGGUAACUAAUAUUUUUUAUAUUAUUUUUACCC